UUACGCGUUGUUAAUAAUUUUAUAAAUAAAACAUCGGCGAGCAUAACUAUUUAUAGCAUUCAUGAAAUGAGACUGAAUUGCAUGAUAAAUGAUGAAGGGGAUGGAACUGGAACGUAUUUUAGGCGGCCAGAUUUUAUGUCUUGGCUGCUUCAUUCUAGGAUAUCACUCCGGCAAUAUGGAUUCUCAUCUAGCUCAGAAAUAUUUACAAAUAAUAGCUUCCAUAAUAGCCAAACUACUAGCAAGCCAGGGCUUUGAACUAGCCUGUAUUGCCAUUUGUAGUGCAGUAAAGCAUAAGAAGCUGCCUGUGUUCAAGCUAAAGGACAAGUACAAACUCUCCUUGUAUGUGCUGCUGUUGACUACACCACUCGCCAUGUCCUGUGGCCACUCAUUACUAAGAGAAGAGUUUCUGAUGUUAUGGGUUGCUUAUGCUCUAGUCAGAUAUUUACAAUUGAAGUGCCAACCGGCAACAAUAACAUAUGGUGAGGCACUGGCAUGCAGCUUCGCAGAAGGCUACCUGUUCCAAGUGAUUCCUCCUGGUGGCGACUACGAGGGUUUGGUGGAAGCUAUAAGGGCUGCUGCGAUGUCCCGGCGCGCGGUGUUCCCAGUGCGGCGGCUGUUUGUGGUGUUCCCGCGCUCCCUGCACUGUCCGCGCAGCCUCGAAACCUUCAACAAGAACGAUGAACGCCUGCCGCGCUUGGAGCAAUGCACUAGCCUCCCUGAUAUAAGUCGCGACGUGGCGGGCGUGUGUAACCGCGUGUACCGCAACACGGUGUACAAGAUCCGGCGGUACCCGACCGACCCGCGGCCGGUGCACGUGGUCUGCGCCACUCCCAUCAACACGCUGUGGAUGGUGCUGCAGAAGCGAGCCGUUUACACGCCGAUGGCGAAGGCGGACGAGGAAGAAAUCGCAGCGUCGUUCUGCGCCACGCUACCGAGCAUCGUCCGCAAUAGCCCAGAGCUGCGGGACAAGUGCCACCUGGUGUACUAUGACGACGCAAAUCCUAAUGCGAAUUUAGCCGAAACACUGUUGGCGAAGAUUCGGGAGAUUGAGCCAAACUAUGAGAACCUUUCCUGGGACCAGUGAUAAUAUUAUAAGCUAGGUAGCGAUGCUAGUUGCCUACAA
Messenger RNA from Cydia amplana, 1123 nucleotides. RefSeq names its product stimulator of interferon genes protein-like. The transcript is spliced from 8 exons. Lineage: Eukaryota; Metazoa; Arthropoda; Insecta; Lepidoptera; Tortricidae. Gene Ontology annotation, biological process: positive regulation of type I interferon production; positive regulation of macroautophagy; activation of innate immune response. Gene Ontology annotation, molecular function: cyclic-di-GMP binding; 2',3'-cyclic GMP-AMP binding. Gene Ontology annotation, cellular component: endoplasmic reticulum membrane; autophagosome. The record is from RefSeq and is a predicted model, not a curated record. The coding region runs from base 89 to 1084 and encodes 331 amino acids.